Molecule: messenger RNA, 515 nt
Organism: Paramuricea clavata
Lineage: Eukaryota; Metazoa; Cnidaria; Anthozoa; Malacalcyonacea; Plexauridae
Source: the annotation of a GenBank genome assembly
AUGGAUGUGAACUUAGACUGCUUUGCUAUUGUUAGAACAAGGUAUGGAACAAGACAGCAAUCUGACUCAAACCUUGAAAGCAGCAUCAGUGAGAUGAAUUCUUACAUGAAAGAAAAGAUAGAUGAAGAGUUCAACGUAAGGUUUGAUGCCAAGAAUUUCGAAGUGAUGAAGAGUUUCGAAGCCCUGGAUGCCUCUAAGGAGUGUUAUCUUGAUAAAGGGGUUCUCACGUAUCUUGUUGAUCAUUUUCACUGCCUAGAAAUUAACCAGUCGAAUCUCAAACUGGAGCUGGUAAGAGCCAAGGAAGAUUUCCUGCUCGGGGUUCCUAUUUCUGAAAGUCGGUGCCAAAAUCUUAUGAAACUGGUAGCGCUAAAGAACACCAUGGCAACCUCCACAGCCUCAGUUGAGCGAGCUUUUUCAGCAAUGAAUAGAGUCUGCAACAAGAUCAGAUCAAGAAUCACGGCUUCCAGGCUUGGAGACCUGCUCUGUAUUACCUUAAAUAAGGACUUGGUCAAGAA